GCACCUGGUUGGCGUGGGGAAGGGGCUGGGCGCGGUGCAUCCUGGGAUACUGGGGGGCUGUAAAUUGCUCUUUUUGUCCCUGUGGCACAGGCGUGUGUUGCCCUCGCGCGAGCUAGCACGGCCCACAGUGACCCCUUGCCUGAAGGGACGCACCUUCGAGAUCCCGGGAGGGUGAACAAGCUUGAACAAGCUUUAGCACACAGACACAUUUUAAGCCUCACUGUGUAACUUUGCCCUUAAUUGCCAGACUCUUCUGUCAGGUUGGGAGUGGCUGCAGUUGAUGAGUACUGAAUAGUACUAAAUGUUUUAUAUGCGAUAUAGAAAGCACUUUCAGAGGAGCCUGGCUGCCUGCUGAGACACAAAGCAGCACAGGUCUCUGCUUGCCAAAGUAGUUGGGUUUGCAGCUCUAAGGAGUGAUGUUGACUUCAAGGAAUCGUGAGGAAUGAUUUCUGGAGUGUCAGGUUCACUGCCUGGCUCCAUUUGAGCCUUGGUUUCCCUGCACAAAAUGGCAUUUCUUGUAGGGCUCCCCUAACCUCUGACCCAAACUGGGUCAAUCGCCCUGCAGCCUAAAAGGCUCUUGACCACUUCUUAUAGGCUACCAAGUAGUUUUGGUGAUUUUGGCUUCUACCUUAGGGUGUCUUUAAACUGAUAACGUAAGUGAAAAAGUUAGGAUGUCAUUACCAAAUGUUGUGGUACCCUGAAGAAGCUACUUGAUUUGAAUGUUUAUCCCUUGUUAGCGGAAAGCAAACUACGUCAUAAUCACUUCUAAGCUACUCCCAGCAUUUAUUUUAACUUGUUCUAAUCAUUUUAUCGUUUCAGGUAACUCUCUCCAUGAAGUGAAGGAGGUAGUUUUUUGGGGGGUGUUUUGAUUAGGCUUUUGGAAUGGUAUAAACAGGCAACAUAUGGAAGGCAUCAAGAUUUAUAAGUGAUGACAGUAAAUUUGCCAUUAGAGGCAUUUUUGUAUCUCCUGAUUAACACAAAAAGCAUUUCGGGGAAGCAGAGAAACCAGCAUCUGUACUAUUUGUGUGGACCUAAGCUUUACUGGAGGAAAAACCAUGCCAUUCCUCUUAGAGUUAUUCAUACAAGCAAAACUCAAUGCAAAUGGACCAGAAAUAGAACACUAUGGUAUAGUAAAAACAUCCAUAACCAUGACUUCCUGUAUUAUAGAGUUUCUAAACUUUUAACUUCUUCUCCCGAGAGACUUAAUAAAGUGAACAAUCAUAUGUCACGAAUUAAGAGCACUCUGGAGUCUGUUUCUAAGGUUGUUUCUGGUACUCACAGUGAACUGGUUUCACGCAUAGCUCGAUUCAAGCCACAUUCUGGCAUUCUUGGAAAAGCUUUUCAAAGUAAUGCUCAUGAAAAUAACCUCCAGGUAAAUCUAGAAAAAAAUAAACAAACAGCCAGGAUUCAGGGAGAUUACAGUGAUAGUCUGGCUGCCAAGAAACCUGUUCAUGUCAAUGAACAUUUGGAGUCUGCAUUGAUAAGUACAAGUAGUACUAAUCAAGGUAUUUCAGAAGAUUACCUUUUUCACAUAAGCCACUUCAGUACAAAUUUUGGAGAGACUUACAACUUUUUAGCAAAUCAUAUCAAUUUGUACUUUGGCACUAAUAUUGUUAUGGAUCCACAGAAAAAAGGGAGUGAUUUUCCACAGGACUGUAAGUCUGAAGAAAUAAAUAAACUUGAUUCAGAAAGUGAGAUGACUAAUGCAAGUAGCACAAGUUCAGCAUCUGCCUUAAUUUCUGCCACAGAGACUCAAGAUGCUGAAAAGACAAAUACAGCUCUUCCAGCUUCCCCUAAAAAGACUAUUGCAAGCUUCCUUUCAAACCCUAGUAACAGUGUACAAGCUUUUGUAGACAGCUAUAUUGGUGGCCUGGUUCCCAAAUUAAGAGCUGAAUCAAAAGCUGCUUCCGAAAUGAAGGGUAAAGUAGAAGAACAUGAAGAGUCUGUAAAAGAUGAAGAGCAAAAUGGUAAAGAGAUAAAAUCUGCAGAAGAGAAAGAAAAACACCUGUCACUUCAGAGAGAAAAGAUUAUUGCGAGAGUCAGUAUUGAUAACAGAACUCGGGCUUUAGUUCAGGCCUUAAAACGAACCUCCAACCGAAGAGUCUGUAUCAACAGAAUUGAAGAACUGGCUUACCAUCUUCUGGAGUUUCCAGAAACCAGAGGAGUUGCAAUUAAGGAACAAAUAAUUCCAUGCUUACUACGUUUGAGACAGGCACAUGAUGAAAAUCUUCAGGCUUCUGUUAGGGAGGCUUUGGCUAUAAUUGGAUAUACCAACCCUGUGAAGGGCCGGGGAAUUCGAGUCCUUGCUAUCGAUGGAGGAGGAACAAGAGGUAUAGUGGCACUUCAGACUCUGCGCAAGUUAGUAGAACUUACUGGAAAGCCUGUCCAUCAUCUUUUUGACUACAUUUGUGGUGUAAGCACAGGAGCUAUAUUGGCAUUUAUGUUGGGGUUGUUCCAUAUCCCAUUGGAUGAAUGUGAAGAGCUGUAUCACAAAUUAGGAUCAGAUGUUUUUAAGCAGAAUGUCAUUGUUGGGACAGUCAAAAUGGGCUGGAGCCAUGCAUUUUAUGACAGUGAUACCUGGGAAAAAAUGCUCAAAGAGAAGAUGGGAUCAGAUCUUCUGAUUGAAACAGCAAGAAAUCCCAAAUGUCCAAAGGUAGCUGCAGUAAGCACCAUUGUAAGCAGAGGAACACCACUGAAAGCAUUUGUUUUCAGAAACUACAACCACCUUCCAGGUGUCAAGUCUCAUUAUAUUGGAGGAUGUCAGUAUAAAUUAUGGCAGGCUAUUAGAGCAUCAUCUGCUGCACCAGGUUACUUUCAGGAAUGUACACUGGGUAAUGACCUUCAUCAGGAUGGAGGUCUGCUUCUGAAUAAUCCUUCUGCUUUAGCUAUCCAAGAGUGCAAGUGUCUUUGGCCAGAUGUGCCGCUGCAGUGUUUAAUCUCAUUGGGUACUGGCCGAUAUGAAAGUGUGGGGAAGAACAAUGUCACAUACACAAGUUUGAAAACCAAACUUUCACAUGUUAUCAGCAGUGCAACUGAUACCGAAGAAGUCCAUGCUAUGCUGGAUGCCCUGUUACCUGCAGACACAUAUUUCAGAUUCAACCCUCUUAUGAAUGAAGACAUACCUCUGGAUGAAAAUCGUAAAGAAAAGCUCAGUCAGUUACAGACAGAUGGGAUUCGAUAUUUAGAACGAAAUGAAGAAAAACUGAAAAAAGCUGCCAAAAUAUUAACACAAGAAAGAACAACUUUGCAGAGAUUCAGUGACUGGCUAAGAUUAAAGACUGAUAUGUAUGAAGACCUUCCAUUUCUUUCCAAAUUGUGAAUAUAUAAUGCUUGAGGGUUAUAAAUAUAAAGCUUGUUUCAGAAAAUCCAUCCACUACUCUAAGGGAUCAGUGCAUAUAGUUAUAUAAUUACAUUGGGAUGACUGUCUGAAAUCAGUUCUCGGGCUGUCUUGCACACAUUCUUGGAAUAAGGUCUUAUGAUGUUAAUUAUUUUUUGAGUUUUAGAAACCUUACUAUUGUAUUAUUUUUUGUACAUUACUGGUGGUUUUUUGGUUGUCUGUGUAGAGUAUUUUAAUUUAAGUUUUGUUAAUUUGUGCCAACUAAGAUUGACAAUUAUGAGAAACAGAUGUUCCAUACAUUUUUGGAAGUGCGUACCAUAAUCAUGUUGACAUUAAAGCCUAACAUAUUUACCAAUUACAGGGCUCUUUCAAAAUUUAAAAAAUAUAUAUUGUGGGUUCUACAAUAUACACUUCAAGCUGUUUUACUGCCACUGAGUAACAAUCUUAUCAAACAUAGAACUUGGGCCAAGAAAAAGCACUUUUGCAUUUGAAAAUGUUAAAAUAAUUCAUUUUUGACACAUCUUUUUGUGUAUAACAAAAUUAAAUGUAUUCCUGUAAAAUGUUUGGGUGAGUAUAAUAACAUAUAAAACACUCAAUCUACCAAUAUUUUUCUGUAAUUUUAAGAUAGGCUGUACUGUAACUUUUAUAGGUUCAAUGCCAAAUUAAUAUUAAUCAUUUGAAAAUAAGUCAAUGCUUCAUUCAAAUAAGUAUUCCUGUCAUAUAAAGGAAAUAAAUUCUUGAUGUAGCUCGCUUGUCAUGCUGGAAACUUUCUUUUAAGUUAUUGCAAUGUAUACCUGUAUUGCAUGCCAGUCAUUAGAAACUAGCAUAUAGAGAAAGUGUAUAAAGUUGAUGCAUUUCAAAUGAAACAUGAAUUAUUCAUUGUGCCUUGAAUUCUAUAUGUGGGUUCUCCCAAUAUUUGAUUAAUAUUAUUGUGGGAGUUUUAUAGAGCUUAA
Messenger RNA from Alligator sinensis (Chinese alligator), 4290 nucleotides. RefSeq names its product patatin like phospholipase domain containing 8 (gene PNPLA8). The record is from RefSeq and is a predicted model, not a curated record. Gene Ontology annotation, biological process: arachidonate metabolic process. The transcript is spliced from 9 exons. Gene Ontology annotation, cellular component: membrane. The coding region runs from base 929 to 3319 and encodes 796 amino acids. Lineage: Eukaryota; Metazoa; Chordata; Crocodylia; Alligatoridae.